Labrus bergylta (ballan wrasse) is the source of this 1504-nucleotide messenger RNA. RefSeq names its product myeloid-associated differentiation marker-like protein 2. The record is from RefSeq and is a predicted model, not a curated record. Gene Ontology annotation, cellular component: membrane. NCBI's taxonomy places the organism in Eukaryota, Metazoa, Chordata, Actinopteri, Labriformes, Labridae.
UACAUCAAAUAGCAACACUUCGGAGCAGCUUUUUCAACUUCUCCCUCUUUGGUUCAUUUAAAGAUGGGAGUUAUUGCUGAUGUAAAGGACACAUUAUCGAAGGCAGUUUUCACUCCUUCCACUCUACUGUCUGGUCGAGGUGGGCUCCACAUGUGUCAGAUCGUCCUGUGUCUGGUCACCUUCGUCCUGGGCUUGUUCCGAGGAGGGAGCAGCCACACUUACUGGAACUAUGCAAUGUUCACCUGGGCCUUCUGCCCCAUCAUGACCCUCAUCAUCACCAUCAUUGAGAUGUUCAAGCUGGAUAUCCUCCUCAUCCUUUGCAUGGACUGGGCUGACUUCACCACAGGGAUGGCCAUGUCUUCUUCUCUCAUGACAGUCUCUGUCGCUAUUUUCUACGCCAACUUCUACGCCUGUCUGAAAUGCCUGUAUGGCCUGAUAGUGAGCGUGUUCGCCAUUGUGUGUGCCGUUUUGUACGUCCUUGAAGUGGUGAAGGACAAACUGUUGGACAGGAAGAAAGGGAGCUACCUGGCUGCUCUGCCUGGCUUCUGGAAGGUUCUGGAGGCAUUUGUGAGCUGCAUGAUUUUCAUUUCUCUGUCUGGUUACAGAGACAAGAUCGCUCUGAUCCUGUGUGUCAUAGCAUAUGCCAUUCCUUUCCCCAUCCUGCCUUUAAUCAUCGCCACCAACAUCCUCAAGAAACUGAAGAAGUGUUUGCCCUUUAACCUGGACAGAUUUGUCUUUAUAUUUCUGGUGAUCUCUGUAAUACUGUAUAUAUUCGCUGCCAUUAUGUAUCCCAUUUUUAUGUUCAAAAACAACCCUCGGCCCCAUGACUGCCCCCCCAGCUACUGUAUCUGGGCUAUUCAGUUUAUGGUCGCUUUUUUGACAUAUGUGAAUCUCAUUCUUUUCACACUGGAUCUCAUUUUUACCCUGCUUGGCAUCUGUGGCUUUAAACGCACUUAAACACAAUGAAGACUUUCCUGUACUCUUCCUAACUGCACAUUUAAACAACUUAGGGUUAAAAACCAUAGGGGGAUAUUGAGUAAUAACCUGAAGUAUGUCAGGAAACAGGAUAACAUUAAGCACAGAACAGAAACGUGUAAAAAAAAUCAAUUCCAAAGAUAAUAAAAAUGAGAAAGAAAUAGUUUUAAGCAGCAGGGUUUAGGGUUGCUCUUCUUUACAAACUUGUCAAUGGUGUGAAGAGUUAUUCAAAACAUGAAGAUAUUUAAGAGAUUGUACUCACCUUCGUCAACCCGAUUGUCUGUGCUUAUAGGCUGUGUCCGAAAUCACUCCCUACUCACUAUAUAGUGCACUAUACAGUGAGUAGGGAGUAGGGAAUGAGUAGUCUCUGUGUGUCCUCCCUUGUGUUGCCAGUUUGAUGUGUUUAAGUGUAACUAAGUAGUACCUGUGUGUAUGACUUUGCCUGUUUUUGACCUGCCUUUCUGUCUGUGCUCUUGGACUUUUUGUGUAUUGAACCACACGUAAAAUAAACCUGCUUUUUUGUACUCUA